GGCUAUCGUUAACCAGUUAACAGAAUCUCAGUUAGACGAGUCGGUCGGAUGUGUGUCAGAGGUUAUGUCGAUUGUAAGAUAGCCUUCAAACUAUCGACAGCGUAGUCGUGAUGCUCUUCCAAUCCAGCUCCAUCUCUUGACGCCAUGACUGGUGGAAAUAAGAGUCUCGAGGGGCCAUUGUUCCGCGCGAUGAUCAGGGCCUGCCUGCUAGCCGGAAGAGUAUACACCGCAAUAGUUAUUAGUACAGGCGCCAUUGCUGGAUUAGCUCUCUGGUUUCCUCCAGGGAAAGCUCUUUGGCAAAACGAUGCACAGAAGAAUCUUGGCUUCAACCAGUUCUUGGAGUCUCUGUCACCCAAGACUAGAGAAUGGUGGAUUAACACUUAUGGUUCUGCACUGGCCCCGUUUAUCAAGACGGCUCUGUCUCCUCAUACUGUCGAGAGCUCCUGGUAUCUGAAUUGUAUUUGUGUGGAUCCGAAGUAUCAACGCCAAGGAAUCGCCACAAACCUGAUCAAAAUGGUGGAACAGCAGGCAAUGACGACCUCCAUCCUUGCGCUCUGCACGGAUACCGAUGUCAAUGUGCGUGAUUAA
This is a messenger RNA of Suillus plorans, 588 nucleotides long. RefSeq lists its product as uncharacterized. Gene Ontology annotation, molecular function: acyltransferase activity, transferring groups other than amino-acyl groups. NCBI's taxonomy places the organism in Eukaryota, Fungi, Basidiomycota, Agaricomycetes, Boletales, Suillaceae. The transcript has 6 exons. The record is from RefSeq and is a predicted model, not a curated record. The coding region runs from base 145 to 588 and encodes 147 amino acids.